AUGCCCGCCGACCCAGAGGGCGGACGCCGGCGCGACGGUAGCUUCUCGAUCCACGCCGAAGGCGACUUUGGCACUGUCCAGUUUGACUACCCCAACGCCCGCGAGGUGAUGGACGCGUUUGAGUGUGCCGAGGAGGUAACGUUCAGCUACGCCGCUGCCCACGUCUCGCUGCUCGGCCGCGCGCUCCAGCACUCGGUCAAGAUUUGCCUCCAGAUCGAGUCUGAAGGCUUUCUGUCCGUGCAGGUCAUGAUGCCCAUUCCGGAGAGCAUGGCGCCCGACAUGCACAAUGGUAUCUUGGAUUUCAAGAUGUACGCGCUCGAGGAUGAGGAGUAA
Messenger RNA from Apiotrichum porosum, 333 nucleotides. It is a transcript of the gene RAD1, whose product is annotated as ssDNA endodeoxyribonuclease. The record is from RefSeq and is a predicted model, not a curated record. Gene Ontology annotation, biological process: DNA repair; DNA damage checkpoint signaling. Gene Ontology annotation, cellular component: checkpoint clamp complex. The coding region runs from base 1 to 333 and encodes 110 amino acids. NCBI's taxonomy places the organism in Eukaryota, Fungi, Basidiomycota, Tremellomycetes, Trichosporonales, Trichosporonaceae. The transcript has 3 exons.